Molecule: messenger RNA, 471 nt
Organism: Paramecium pentaurelia
Lineage: Eukaryota; Ciliophora; Oligohymenophorea; Peniculida; Parameciidae
Source: the annotation of a GenBank genome assembly
AUGGGAUGCGUAAAAUCAAAUGGAAAUAAAAAAGUAAUGAAUUUGAAUUCUAUAUACAGUUAGAAGACAUGAAACAAGGUUUUGUUAUCAGAAUUCUGCAUCCUGAUAAUAGGACUGAGAAGCAGUAUAAAUACUUUGAUGAGAAAUAGAAGAGUGAUCUUAUUAUGAAUGUUAUGAAUGGAAUAUGUUUCAGUGAAAAAGUAUCUGACAAAUGUGAUGGUAAUUUUAUCUCAGUUUAUGAUCCUGCUGAUGAUCGGUUUCACUAUUACAUUUAAAAAUUAGAUGGUACUGCUUAGAAUUCUAAAAGUACUAGGAAUAGAAAUUGAUAACCCGAAUGAACCUUUGAAAGGAAGGAUUUGGGUACCAUAUAUCAAUGAAAAGAAAUCAGAUUGGGAUAUGUUAGUAGAAAAUAACACAAGAAUAUCAAUAAGUGAUCACUUGUUAUGGAAGUUAGAAGUUGUCAAAAAGUGA